AUGCAGACGGACGUCCCGUGCGGCUCCGCGCAGUUCUGCGCCGGACUGCAGGCCUACUACCCUCCGCCGCUCGCCCAACCCGCCCUCCCUCCCGGGAAGUCCCUGCCCCUGGACUGGGGGCCCCAGCCCCACGACCCGGCGGGGAACGGGCACGCGUCCUACCCCCACCUCCAGGACGAGGAGCCCGACCCGCCCGGGAUUUACCCCGGCGACGGGGAGUACGGCCUGAGACGCGUGGCCUUCAGUCCCCAGGAGGUGUUCAGAAGCGCAGAUCCGUGUAGUCUUCAGACCCCUCUCAGCUCCCCACAGGGACAUUACCCACAGUCCUCUGUGUCCUUCCCGCCCGAUCACAAUCACAUGACCUCCACAGAUCAUGUGAUCUCCUGGAGCCAGGCUUCAGAGAGAGGUCUACCCAUGACCCACAAUCAUCACUUACCCCCCUGCUCCAUGCUGUCACUACCCCACCCCCAGAGUGAUGGGUUUAGGCCAGUGGAUGCUGGGUCUCAGGCGAUAGCCAGUGGAGCUCAAUGCCCCACAAAAGUGAAGAGCGGCUCCUGUCUGAGUUACGCCGGGCUCCCGUUCCCGAGCGUCCUGCAGACCGGGAGAGGCCUGGAGGCGCCCGGAGGGCCCCCCCACUACAGCCCGCGCCCCAUGCUGAACCCCAUCCGCCGCGGGACGGGCCUCUACUGCAACCUGCUGCCCCUGCCCUGCCUGCAGUCCCACUUCAGUGAGCAGCUGAGCCCUUGGCCUGAAGAGACCUGCCUCCCUCUCCCUAAGGUGAAUCUGGGUCCAGAGUUCCAGGCUGAGGUGCCCCAGCUUCUGGAAUGCAGGUCACAUGAUCACUGGCCAGAGGAAUCUCCCAUGGAACAGUUGUUAUGGAAACCCUGGGAGGAUCUGGAAGACAGCAAUGAUCUACAGGACCAAGUGGAGAACCUUCUGGAUCUGUGCAGUUCCAGUGCCAUGCCAGGAGGGGGCACCAACCUCGAGCUUGCCCUGCACUGCCUCUCCCGUUGCCAGGGCGACAUGCUGGCUACAGUGGAGAUGCUGUUGCUGUCCAGUCCUCCAUCAUCAUCAUCAUCAUCAUCAUCAUCAGAGGACUACCAUUACUCUGGUAGUGCUGUCUGGACGCUGAGUGAAAAAAGACUGCUUAAUAAAGCGUUUGUUACCCACAGUAAAGACUUCUCCCUGAUCCAAAAGAUGGUAAAGACGAAGAGCGUGCCCCAGUGCGUGGAGUUCUACUACCUCUCCAGGAAGGUCCUGGAGCAGCAGCGGAGGCAGCUGGAGCGGGAGAGGGUGGCGAGGGAGGAGAGGAGCGCUGCAGGCCAGACCCCGUUCCCGAUCUCGCACACUCUUUUGACGCCGGUGCCGAUGGAGGAGCCCGUUCAAAGUCCCUCAUUGGCUGCAAACUUCCCGUGCAAGCAGUGUGGAAAAAUGUUCUACAAGAUCAAGAGCCGCAACGCUCACAUGAAGAUCCACCGGCAGCAGCAGGAGGACUGGAGGGAGCGAGGGCGCCCGGGUCCCAUCCUCACGCACAGCCUGGCGCAGAGUCUGCCCCAGAACCAGGCCCGUCUGACCUACCUGCAGCCCACCGGCAACCACGCCGGCGCCGCCGGCCACGCCGGCCCCAACGCCGCGUCCAACGCGCUGUCCAACGCUCUGCUGGCGCCUCAGCAUCAAAGCUGGGACCCCUUCGAACUGACCCUGGACUCCGGCACCUUCUACUUCAACUCGGACGGGAAGGUGGUGCUGGGCGUGGCAGGGGCGCCGAAAGGCCAGAUCUCCUGGCAGUGACUUCCUUCAGCAUCUGUUUCCUCUGCCGGUUUGUAGCACGUCCCCAGCGUGGAUUACUUUCGCCAGUAAACAUUUUUUAUUUUAUUUUAUUUUUUUAUCGGAAAAGUACAGUGCAGUAUCGCCAUUUUCUUUUUCCUACAGAAAGAGGACAUUGGUCUUUCUGUAAAAAAAAAAAAAAAAUCUUUAUAUGAGUCUUUAAGAAAUUCCAACAAACAAAUAUAAUAAAAUAAUAACCUACAGUAGCACGUAGUACCUAUGCUUCCUCGUGUAUUGAACAGGUGAGCAGGCUCAGCCUAUUCCACUCUGUAACCUUUGCUUUAAAACGGUUCCUCAAAAGCGUUUGCAGGCUUAGUUUCCAAAAUAUGAGGCUUUGUGGAGUGACACAGAGUUGGAUGUGCUGUAGGUAGUGAGUGAGAACUAAAAAACAACACAUAUUUAGGAAUUUAAAAAUGAUAUACCUUCGGAAAAUUGUGGUUAAAAAAAAAUUUACUUGACAAUCCAUCUGUGAAAAAUACUCAGAAAUAGCAUUUAAUCUCGUCUGAAAUGAGAGAACUUUUUGUGAAACAAAAUUUGUGAACGUUUAUGUGAAACAUAAAGUCCCCCGUAAGUAUGUGAAACAGCUGUGCCUUUUACAAGAAAUAUUUUUAAAGAUGAAUUGUUUAAAAAUAACUUAUUAUCACAUAAGACUUGGGUUCUGUUGUCUGUAUAUGGUGUCAUACAAUUGUGUUUACUGAACAUAUUAUCAAUAUUAUAACUAGAAUUUACAUUUAAUAUGCAUUAUACAAUCUAAUAUGUUGCAUUAUAAUAAUGGUCACUGCCAUCUCCUGUCAUUUGUAUGUUCUGCUUUUUUUAGGAAAAUAAAUUUUUUUAACUAUUUUUGUAAUUCAAUAUAUUACAUAUAUUACAUAAUGCACUGUAGUGCACACAGUUGUGUGGUUAUGAAGCAAAAAUAAACAGAAAUAGAAGAGAGAGAGAGAGAGAGAGAGAGAGAGAGAGAGUAAUUGUGCAAUUCAGUUUAUUUUUUUUAUUUUUUUUUUAUCUUUUAAAUUAAUUUUCAACCUCAUACAUUGUUAUGUGCCUAAUAUCCUGAGAACAUUGCAUUCUGUAACAUUGAACAACCUGUGGAGAAAUUAUGAAAACAAAUAAAUAUUUAUUUUUCAUUUA
Molecule: messenger RNA, 2955 nt
Organism: Conger conger (European conger)
Lineage: Eukaryota; Metazoa; Chordata; Actinopteri; Anguilliformes; Congridae
Product: transcriptional-regulating factor 1
Exons: 12
Coding region: 1-1791 (596 amino acids)
Biological process (GO): negative regulation of DNA-templated transcription; regulation of transcription by RNA polymerase II
Cellular component (GO): histone deacetylase complex; transcription regulator complex
Molecular function (GO): transcription corepressor activity
Source: RefSeq, a predicted model, not a curated record